ACAGGACAAGUUGGAGACUAAAUUGUCAGUCUGUCAUUAAUCUUGAGUUUUCUUUGAAAGUUCAUCUGAGCAUAAACAGGUCAUGUUUAUAGACAUAUUACAUAUUAAAGGGCUCUGCUCUACCCUUCGAAAUUUGGACUCACUUGGAUGGUUGAACAAAAGGGGCAAAGGCAAUGCACUCUUGCAUUUAUAUCUGAGGGGUGCUGUCUGCUGUGUUGCUUGUAUUGUCGUGCAAGCUUCAUAUCUUCAUUACAACUUGUGUGAUUAAUUGUGUUUCUGGCUCUUGAUCCUGAUUGUUAUUGUUUUUUAAGAUGGGGGGAAUUAUGGUGCUUUUGCUAUUAGUCAUCAUCCUACAUGUGAACCUUGGCCACGGGGAUGCUAAUAUGACGAUGCGUUGCAGAGAGAACGAAAGGGAAGCGCUCCUUGCUUUCAAAAAAGGCCUCAUCAUGGACGAGGAUAACCAAGUAAUAUUCUCUUCGUGGGGAACAGAAGCCGCAAAACAAGACUGUUGCAGAUGGAAAGGAGUCUCAUGUGACAACCAAACUGGCCAUGUUGUUCAGCUUGAUCUCGGAGACGAUUUUUUGCAAGGUACGAUGAUUAGUCCUAAACUGAUUGAGUUGAAGCAUUUGAGGUAUUUAGACCUUAAGGGAAUUUUCUUCAACGGGAGCACAGUUCCAGAUUUCAUUGGUUCUCUAACCAACUUAACACACCUGGAUCUUUCUUGGUGUUAUUUUGGUGGAAAAUUUCCAAUUCAGGUUGGAAACCUUACCAACUUGCAAUAUCUUGAUCUCAGUGCUAAUGACUUCUAUAAUGUAGAAAAUCUCAAUUGGCUGACUCGUCUUUCUUCGUUGACAUAUUUGGACUUGAGUUUUGCCAAUCUCAGGAAUGCUUUUGAUUGGCCGGAAGCAGUUAAUAAACUCCCCACACUAACAAACUUGACAUUACAGGACUGUAGUCUUCCUUCUCCUCCAGUUCGUUCCACUCUUUCAAGCAUAAAUUCCUCUAAAUCUCUUUCUAGCAUCGCUCUUCCCAUGAACCAUCUCUCAACUUCUUCAAUAUUUCUAUGGAUGUCCAACUACAAUACCAGCCUUGUUGAUCUUGAUCUCUCUUUCAGCAAAUUGACCGGUUCGAUUCCUGAUGUGUUCGGAAACAUGAGCUCUCUUGCACAUGUUGAUCUUUCUGUCAACCAUCUUGAAGGAGCAGAGCCUCAUUCUUUCACUAGGUUAUGUAGUUUGCAAUCAUUGAUGCUUGGCCGCAACAAUUUGAGUGGACAGUUUUCCAAAUUUGUUCAAAUAUUGCCUACAUGUGCUCAAAACUCCUUGGAGCGUUUGUGGCUCUCAGAAAAUCAACUUGCAGGGUCAUUACCUAAUCUUACCAACUUUUUAUCAUUGAAAGAGUUGUAUAUUCCUUACAAUCAAUUAAGUGGAAGAAUACCAGAAAGUAUCGGGCAAAUGUCAAAGCUCGAGUUAAUUGACCUUGGUAUGAAUGCUUUGGAAGGGGAGAUUGUAGAUUCCCAUUUCUCUCUCCUCUCCAAAUUAAGGCGUUUAGAUUUAUCAUCUAACUCACUAGUUUUAAACUUCCAUUCUAAUUGGACUCCUCCUUUUCAACUGGACUAUAUAAGUUUGGGGUCAUGCAAGAUGGGUCCGUAUUUUCCGAAGUGGCUUCAAUCUCAGAAUGGGUACUCAUACCUCAAUAUUUCUAAUGCUGGAAUUGUGGAUAUCCUUCCAAGUUGGUUUUGGGGUACGACUCAUAACGUGACAUUUAUCAGUUUUUCCCAUAACCAAAUUGGAGAAAUGUUAAAAACUUUGACAGUGGAUUUUGCAAAUUACCCUGAAGUGCAUUUGAGGUCGAAUGGAAUUGAAGGUCCAAUUCCCGCAACUCUGUCACAGGCGUCAUAUUUGGAUCUCUCUAAUAAUAACUUUUCAGGGUCAAUUUCUUUCUUGUGUGCAAGUGCAUCUACGGGCUUAACUUUUCUUAACAUCUCAAACAACAAUCUCUCUGGAGAACUUCCAGAAUGCUUGACACAUUUGGACAAUCUAGUCAUGCUUGAUUUGAGUUACAAUGCUCUUUCUGGAAAAAUUCCUAUGACAAUAGGCUCCUUAUUUGGGAUCGAAACGUUGAAAUUAAGAAGCAAUGAGUUUGUGGGAGAGUUGCCUUUAUCCUUGAAGAAUUGCACAAGUUUAAUGGUUCUUGAUCUUGCAGAUAACCAAUUGUCGGGAUCAAUACCCAAAUGGUUGGGGGCUAGCCUUCAGAAAUUGGUUAUCCUAAUGCUUUCCUCUAACCACUUCAAUGAAAGCUUGCCCUCGCAACUGUGUGAUCUAAUACAUAUUCAAAUUCUGGACAUCUCUGUGAACAGCAUCUCUGGAGGCAUACCGAAUUGCCUAAAAAAUUUUACUACACUGGCUCAGAAAGGAAAUGAAAAUCUAACCGUCGAACAUUCUUAUAUGAGAAAUACUGAUCAACAUUCAUCCGAGGGGACUGAUUAUGAUGAUGAUGCAAUCUUCAGAUGGAAAGGAAGCAUGCGGGUUUUCAGGAAUACUUUGGGGCUUGUGAGAAGCAUUGAUUUCUCAAGCAAUAGAUUGACUGGGGAGAUUCCGAGCGAAAUCAGUCAUCUCGUUGGUUUGGUUUCUUUAAACCUUUCUAGAAACCAAUUAACAGGUCAAAUUACUCCAGACAUUGGAAAAUUGGAGUCGCUGGAUUCACUUGAUUUGUCAAGAAAUCAUAUAGAUGGAAGAAUUCCAACAAGCCUUUCUCGGAUAUAUCGUCUUGGUGUCUUGGACCUGAUACACAACAACUUGAUUGGAAAGAUUCCAACUGGCACCCAGCUCCAAAGUUUUGAUCCCUCUGUUUAUGCUGGAAAUCAGCUCUGUGGACCUCCACUUCAAAAUCUGUGUGAUAGUGAAGAAAUAGUUCCAGAUCAAGUCAGCAACGAAGAAGAUAAGGAUGAUCAGCUUAUACGCUACGGAUUUUACAUCAGCAUGGGGCUCGGAUUUUUUGUUGGGUUCUGGGGAGUUUGUGGAAGUCUGAUAUUCAUCAGGGAAUGGAGGUACACAUACUUCAAGUUCUUGAAUUAUGUGACGGUAAUGUUGAUCAAGCGGAAAUUAACGGAUGCUUGAUAGAUAAGCUGUAAUGUGUGCUCCAGUCAUCUUCUUCAGUCCAAUUGCGUGGUUUCGGCAUCUGCAUAAGCUUUCAAGUAUUGGAUGCUGCUUAGAUGAAUUUGUUUUUUAACUUUAUGUUUUCUCUCUAGUAAGUAUGGCUGAUGUUAGGUUCUCCUGCCGUAUCACUUGCUCUGUUUUUUACUUAACGAGGUUUGGUUUAUGUCCCCCUCGUCUGUCUUUCGCUCUUUAUUUUAAUAAGAUUAAGAGGAUGAACGGUGAGCUCUCUCACCUCGCUUUUUAGUUUAA
Molecule: messenger RNA, 3404 nt
Organism: Pyrus x bretschneideri (Chinese white pear)
Lineage: Eukaryota; Viridiplantae; Streptophyta; Magnoliopsida; Rosales; Rosaceae
Product: receptor-like protein EIX2
Exons: 2
Coding region: 312-3116 (934 amino acids)
Molecular function (GO): protein binding
Source: RefSeq, a predicted model, not a curated record